Molecule: messenger RNA, 1095 nt
Organism: Didymodactylos carnosus
Lineage: Eukaryota; Metazoa; Rotifera; Eurotatoria; Philodinida; Philodinidae
Source: the annotation of a GenBank genome assembly
AUGACUUGUCUGGAGUCAGGUGGAGUCAGUGGAAGUCAUUUGGAGUCAAGUGGAGUUAAAGCUUAUAAAUCCAUAACAAUGUCAUCACCACUAGCAAAUUUGGCAUCUGUUAGUCUUACAGCAAAAUCAAAUAAUAAUUCAAUCAUCGGCUUUGUUUCACAAGAUGGCAUCGUUCGAUUUUACGAUACAUCAACAUCUCUUUUAAAAACAGAAUUUACACCGAGUUCACAUUUGAAUACGGCCUGUACCUGUUUAACAUGGGCACCUAAAUCAGGAUUAAAACAAAAUUUUUCAAAAAAGAAACGACGUCGAACACAGUCAAACGCAAAAAGUACCUUGGAAGAAGAAGACGAAACGAAUAAUACUGUCCCAGAUAUUGAUUCAGAAUUAAAACAUUUAGAUCUAGUGGCUAUUGGCACAACGUCUGGAAAUAUUUUAUUAUUCAGUGUUAGCAAAGCCACAAUUCAUUCCGACUUACAUGAUGGUCAUACAUCCAAAACAUUAACUGGACAUAGUACAAAUAUUAAACAAUUCUAUAUUUAUGACAAAUUAAUCGAAGAAAAUGAGCAUCCACUAUUGUUUUCUUCAGCUGAAAAUGAUCGAAAUUUAUGUUGUUGGAAAAUUCAUCCAUCAUCAACAAAUGAAGGGGAAGAGGAUUCAUCGAAUGCUUGUGUAACGUUAACUUUAACGGAAUCAAUAAUAUCAUUUUCUGUUUGUGCAUUAACCGAUGGCAAAGAUACGCUCGAUUAUACACAAUUACAACAAAUAUUAAAACGUGAAGAUCCAUCACUUUUAUCAAUAUCCAUAGAAGAACAAGUUACACUAACAAAAAGUGCAACAAAGUCCACAAAUGCCACUGUGUUAACUCAAACAAUUUCUCAACCAAAUAUGCUUAAUAAGCAACAAACAAUAAAACGUACAGCAACAGAAAUAAUUCAAACAGAAGUACCAUUAUCUGAACGAUUAAAUGCCGCUGAAUUGCAUGGACAAAAUUCACAAAUUCCGACAACUGACAGUCUCGUUACAUUACUUAGUCAAGGUUUACAAAGUGGCGAUAAAGCAAUUCUAGAGGUAUUAGACGUAUACAUACUUUAG